Molecule: messenger RNA, 780 nt
Organism: Drosophila virilis
Lineage: Eukaryota; Metazoa; Arthropoda; Insecta; Diptera; Drosophilidae
Source: RefSeq, a predicted model, not a curated record
AUGAUAGCAAAGUUUUCUCUACUAGCGCUCUUGGUCGUUGUGGCCAGUGCCUCACCCGUCACCCAGGACACGAGCAUGGUCAACUAUGGCGAGGCCGUUGAAAUGUUUCUCGAUGCCUGGAAGAAGAUGUUACCUUGUGGCUAUGCUCCCGACAAUAUUCCAGUCAUGGCUCCGCUGACUGUCGACUUCUACGCCUUUGACUACAACAACGGAGAGACAAAUAUUGUGGGCAAUGUGAGCAACAUCCGCAUCUCGGGUCUGAAUAACUUCCAGGUGCUCAGCGGCAGCUUCAACCCCAACACGCUGCGUUCCACCUACGAUGUUUUGUAUCCCGAGAUACAAAUAUUUGGUUCCUAUGAGGUGGAGGGCGUUAUUAGCAUUGCUGGUUUCCCAGUUCCAAUACGCCAAAGUGUUCUGAUCAACAAGAAACUGACGGAUUGGCGUUUCGUGGGCGAUUACACGUUCGCCCAGAGCUUGAGCAACUCCAAUGGACUGCGCAUUAGCGACUUCAACCUGCACUAUUUUGUUGGUGAUGUGAAGGUCGACAACUGGGACAAGUACUUGGACAUUGCCGCUAACAAUUACUUCAACGAUAUCAUCGGUUCCUUCUCCCUGCUGUUCACGGAGGAGAUUCAGCCUUAUAUCAAGCCGUUCUAUGGAAAGUAUGUGUUGCCCUCCAUAAAUGCCCAGCUCUCUAAACUGGACUUGACUCAGCUGACUGACUACUUUGUAAUGCAAGCCGAGAUCUGGAACAGUGCUGGCUGCAACGUUAAGGCUUAA